AUGCCCCAGGUCAACACUUUCCCCCGACCACACACCAUCCCCCAUCGCUCGUCUCAUCCCAUUCUCCACUGCCCUGCAUUCCCCCGACCCUCCGGUGAAACCACGUCGCUCGCGCGGCCGCAGCCACGUCUCAAUGGGCCCUCAUUCCGAGCGAUGUGUCGCCCAUCCCCCGCCGCGAACACCCCUCCCGCCCCUCGACGCGCCGCGAUACGAAGCCCGCGUGGUGCUCGAAACACGUCGAAACGAGCAGUAGACUCGUCCUCCACUCGUACGUCCCGCCGCGCGCCCGUACGACCCCUCGACGGUGCCCUCGAAGACCCUCCUCGCGCCGAUGCACGUGUGCGCGCAGUAGCGCUCUAG
Molecule: messenger RNA, 360 nt
Organism: Trametes versicolor FP-101664 SS1
Lineage: Eukaryota; Fungi; Basidiomycota; Agaricomycetes; Polyporales; Polyporaceae
Exons: 1
Coding region: 1-360 (119 amino acids)
Source: RefSeq, a predicted model, not a curated record